Molecule: messenger RNA, 573 nt
Organism: Brassica napus (rape)
Lineage: Eukaryota; Viridiplantae; Streptophyta; Magnoliopsida; Brassicales; Brassicaceae
Exons: 4
Coding region: 130-573 (147 amino acids)
Biological process (GO): cytoplasmic translational initiation
Cellular component (GO): eukaryotic translation initiation factor 3 complex
Source: RefSeq, a predicted model, not a curated record
AAAAAUGUGGAUUAGGGCUUCUUUCUUCUCUCUCUCUCUCUCUCUCUCUGCUCGGCUGCUGAAAGAAGUUUGUAGUUUUUGAUUAUUGUUCAUCAGCGCCGCCGAGAGAAGAGAGAGAGCUAAGAAGCUAUGACGACGAUUGUUCCCACUUCCGAAGAAGAUCCUUUUCUCGCCGUCGUCCAGUUUACUUCCCAGCUCGCCUGGGCUGAUGCUGGUCCCGAGGCUGCGGAGCCAGAGAUUAGCAGGCUAUGUAGAGAGGCUGAGGAGUCGAUAGUAGCAGGAAAGUGGUUGGAGUUGGCUUCGUUGAUGGUUACUUCAGCUGAAUUGGUUUCUUCCAAAAUGUCUGAGAAAGAUCUUGAGUGUACCUACACCAUCAUUUGCAGCCUUGUUAAGAACGCGAAUAGCCCUGAAGAUGUCCUUGAAAUGGUGAACGCUAUCUCUUCUAAGGUUGUUCAACAGCCGAAUGACAAAGCUUCUCUUCGUUUGAAGAUCCUCUUCAAUCUUUAUAACCUUCUGGACCACCCGUAUGCUCGUUUUCCAAGUGUACAUGAAGUCUCUUACGCUGGCUGUUGA